Vicia faba (fava bean) is the source of this 1581-nucleotide messenger RNA. The record is from the annotation of a GenBank genome assembly. NCBI's taxonomy places the organism in Eukaryota, Viridiplantae, Streptophyta, Magnoliopsida, Fabales, Fabaceae.
AUGUCCUAUAAGCAAUUCAUUCAGGAGCUUGAGGAUGAUAUACUCCCAUCUGAAGCGGAGCGUAGAUACCAAGAGUACAAAUCAGAGUAUAUUACUACCCAAAAACGAGCUUAUUUCAAUGCUCAUAAAGAUGAGGAGUGGUUGAAAGAUAAAUAUCAUCCUACAAAUUUACUUCCAGUUAUUGAAAGGAGGAAUGAAAAUGCUCGGCGUCUGGCUAAGGAUUUUUUGCUUGAUUUGCAAAGUGGAACACUGGACAUAAAUCCAGGUUUAAACUCUGUAUCCACUAGAUCCGAGCAAGCCAGUGAGCCAAAUUCAGAGGAGGAAACGGAUGCCGCUGGCAAACGAAGAAGACAUGGUAGGGGAUCUAAUAAGGAUAAUGAUUUCUCUGCUGCUCCAAAAGCUCACCCUGUCAGUUCUGAACCUAGAAGGAUACAAGCUGAGAUUCAACAGGUUCAGGCUGUUGUUCGGAAGCUUGACAAGGAAAAAGGGAUUGAAGAUAAUAUUUUAUGCACCAAUGAUCAUAGCAAAAAUGGUGAUAAGGCGCACAGUGGAUCUGUGGGUCCUGUAAUAAUUAUCCGUGGCCUAACAUCUAUUAAGGGCUUAGAAGGUGUUGAGCUGCUGGACACACUGAUAACAUAUCUUUGGCGGAUUCACGGCGUAGAUUAUUAUGGAAUGCUUGAGACUAACGAUGCCAAGGGUUUUAGGCAUGUGAGACCAGAAGGAGGAGCAAGGCAUGAAGAAACUGGUAAAUUGGGGGCAGAAUGGGAGAAAAAGCUUGAUUCAUUUUGGCAGAGAAGGUUGGAAGGCCAGGAUCCCUUGGAAAUAAGGUCUGCAAAGGAGAAGAUAGAUGCUGCAGCAGCCGACAUGUUGGAUCCAUAUGUUAGAAAGAUUAGGGAUGAAAAGUAUGGAUGGAAAUAUGGCUGUGGAGCCAAGGGUUGCACAAAGCUUUUUCAUGCAGUUGAAUUUGUGUACAAACAUCUCAAGCUAAAACAUCCAGAGCUUGUGUUGGAAGUAACAUCAAAAUUGCGUGAAGAUCUUUAUUUUCAAAAUUACAUGAAUGAUCCGGAUGCUCCUGGUGGAACCCCUGUCAUGCAGCAAUCUCAGAAGGACAGGCCUUUAAAGCGUAGAUUACUGGAUGGCCGAUUGAAAGAUGAUCGUGGGAAUCAGCGAGACCAGGAUCGAACAAAUGGAGAUAGACCUGACAGUUCUCCAUCCCGUGAAAGGCGGUUGGGUGGCCGUGAUGAAACUAUGUUUGAUGCAUAUGGAGGGCCUGCUGUAUCUCAAUUCUCCUCAGAUAUGCACCCUCCUCCUUCAGUUUUGAUGCCAGUACCUGGUGCCGGGCCUCUGGGACCCUUUGUUCCUGCUCCACCAGAAGUUGCGAUGCAGAUGUUUAGGGAUCAAGGACCAUCUUCAUUUGAUACCUCAGGGAUGACCAUGCGUUCUGGUCCUCAAAUAGGGGGACAGACCUCUAUGAUUGCUGUUCCUCCCGCCUUUAGACCUGAUCCUCGACGGAUGCGGAGUUAUCAAGAUUUGGAUGCCCCUGAAGAAGAAGUUACUGUUAUUGAUUAUCGGAGUUUGUAA